AUCUUCUCAGCUGCCAGUCUUUGUUUGCCUCCAUCUUCUUCCAACUCGGUAUAUUCUCGAAUCUAGAGAGAGAAACAAGAGACAGAGAGAGAGAGAGAGAGAGAGAGAGAUGUCGUGCUUAGUUUGCUUCGCAUCAUGCUGUGCAACUAUGACAUGUGGCCUUUGUACAUCAGUGGCUUCGGGUAUAUCGAAGAAAUCUGCAAGACUUGCUUAUUGCGGUCUUUUUGGUCUCUCUUUGAUCGUUUCUUGGAUUCUUAGAGAAUUUGGCGCUCCUCUUAUAGAGAAACUACCUUGGAUAAAGUCUUCUGUUACUCACUCAAAAGAAUGGUUUCAAAUACAGGCAGUUCUUCGUGUGAGCUUAGGGAAUUUCUUGUUUUUUGCAAUAUUUGCUUUAAUAAUGAUUGGUGUGAAGGACCAAAAUGAUAGACGCGACUCAUGGCACCAUGGUGGAUGGAUUGCAAAGAUGGUGAUCUGGCUUUUGCUUCUUGUCCUCAUGUUUUUCAUGCCCAAUGUCGUCAUCGCUAUCUAUGGCAUCAUUUCAAAGUUUGGGGCAGGGCUAUUUUUGUUGGUUCAAGUGAUUAUUUUGCUAGACUUUACACACUCGUGGAAUGAUGCAUGGGUAGAGAAAGAUGAACAGAAAUGGUAUAUUGCUUUACUAGUUGUGUCAGUUGUGUGCUACCUUGCAGCAUUCGCAUUCUCUGGUGUUCUAUUCAUAUGGUUCAACCCAUCUGGCCAAGACUGUGGCCUCAAUAUCUUCUUUAUUGUGAUGACCAUGAUUCUUGCAUUUGUUUUUGCCAUAAUAGCGCUACAUCCUACAGUUAAUGGAAGCCUCUUGCCUGCUUCGGUGAUAUCAAUAUAUUGUGCUUAUGUUUGCUAUACGGGUCUCUCCAGUGAACCGCAUGACUAUGUAUGCAAUGGUCUCCACAACAAAACGAAAGCAGUUUCCACAAGCACACUUAUCCUUGGGAUGCUUACCACCAUUCUAUCAGUCCUAUAUUCUGCUGUUCGUGCUGGGUCUUCAACAACAUUUCUAUCACCACCCUCCUCACCUAAGGCAUCAGAUGCAAAGAAACCACUUCUAGAAGAACAGUUGGAAGAAGGGAAAGAAAAGAAGGAGACAGAAGCCAGGCCUGUUAGUUAUUCCUACACAUUCUUCCACCUGAUAUUUGCCUUGGCUAGCAUGUACUCGGCAAUGCUUCUUUCUGGAUGGACCAGCUCAUCUGAAAGCUCUGAUCUGAUAGAUGUCGGCUGGACAUCAGUUUGGGUUCGAAUCUGCACCGAGUGGGUCACUGCUGGACUGUAUGUAUGGACUCUUUUAGCUCCACUGCUUUUCCCUGACCGUGAGUUCUUCUAGGUAUACUGUAUUUUGAUAUCAUGUCUUAAAAGUCCUGUGCUCUGGCCGGUUGGCUGAGAGCAUAUAGAUGCAUCGAUAAUGUCUUUUGUAUGUGGCUGUAAUAAUGCUCUUAUGUUUGUAAAUUGUACCUAUAAAAUACAUAGCAUGAGUAAAUAUCUCUUCACUUCUUUUAGUUA
Ricinus communis (castor bean) is the source of this 1530-nucleotide messenger RNA. Its product is annotated as probable serine incorporator. Gene Ontology annotation, cellular component: membrane. The record is from RefSeq and is a predicted model, not a curated record. The coding region runs from base 110 to 1354 and encodes 414 amino acids. The transcript has 6 exons. NCBI's taxonomy places the organism in Eukaryota, Viridiplantae, Streptophyta, Magnoliopsida, Malpighiales, Euphorbiaceae.